AUGGCAUCAUCAUCCUCAGCAAAUAUUUUUUCAUUCCAAACUUAUGCAAAAGAUAAACAAAAUGUAAAUGGAAACUAUGACUACAGCGAUAGCGAUUGCAGUGAAGAUAGUUUCGAUGAGUACUCAUCCCAAGAAAUUAAUCAAUUAGAUAAAUUAGAUAGACCAAAAGUUAGUAAAACUGGAAAUGUUAUUCCAAUUACUACCAAGGACUAUGAAGCAGCCAAAGCAUAUAAACAAGCCAAAAAAUUAAAGCAACUACAACAACAACAACAACAAACAUCUGAAGAAGAUGACCAAGAUAGUACUACUACCACCACAUGUAUAUACGAUUUAAUUACCAAAGGUAAAAAGUUAACAAAAUUAGAAAAGGAAUCCAUAGCCAACGAAGAGACAGCCUCAAGGGAUAAACUUAUUAGCUCAACAAAGGUUGUAAAGAGAAUUAUCUAUGAUGAAAAAUUAAAGGAUAAAAUAGAUGAAUUUGUAAUUACAUAUCAAUGUAAUGGUACCGAUAAAAUCAACUCUUGUCCUCUUAAAAACUUUGAUAGAAUUCCUUGUAGGAAUAAUAUUACAGAAAUUAAAUAUGGUAAAGAUAAUCAAAUAGUUUGGUGUAAAGCCGAUAAAAUUUAUGAUAGUGAUUUUUCUUUUUUAUCAGAAUGA
This is a messenger RNA of Dictyostelium discoideum AX4, 657 nucleotides long. RefSeq lists its product as hypothetical. The record is from RefSeq and is a predicted model, not a curated record. The transcript has a single exon. Bases 1 to 657 code for a protein of 218 amino acids. Lineage: Eukaryota; Evosea; Eumycetozoa; Dictyosteliales; Dictyosteliaceae.